CCUUGAUUAAAGUCGUCUUAAAGACUUGAAAGUUGUGUAAGAACGUUAUCAUUCGGUCCUAUCCUACAGAAGAUGUUGUAUUGACUAGCGGUCUUCGCACAUUGUACCUUUAGCCAACAUGGCGGCAUCGCUGGGUCGGGUUUGUAAAUCUGGACUUUUAAAGACGAAUUAUGGCACGUUAUUUGGGCAGCCUGCUUAUAAUUUUUCAACAGGAAAACAAUGGUCAAGGGGUAGAAAAAUGUUGUUAACAUGCCUGAGUGUAACAGCAGGGGGUAUUAGUGCAUUAAUUUAUGGAUUGGAGAAUUCUGUAAAAGCUUCUGAAGGUGCUCAUGUUCCAAAUUACCCAUGGAGUUUUUAUGGGCUAAUCAACUCAUUAGAUCAUGCAAGUAUGAGACGAGGAUGGGAGGUAUACAAGAAUGUGUGUUCAGCGUGUCACAGUCUGCAAUUUGUAGCUUACCGUGAACUUGUUGGUGUUACACACACCGAACAAGAAGCGAAAGCUAUCGCAGAAGAAGCUCAGGUACAAGAUGGUCCUGAUGAUACAGGAGCUAUGUACAUGCGUCCGGGUAAAUUAUCUGACUAUAUUCCAUCACCAUAUCCAAAUGAAGAAGCUGCUAGAGCAGCUAACAAUGGUGCCUAUCCACCAGAUCUAACCUACAUUGUCAAUGGAAGACAUAAUGGAGAAAAUUAUGUGUUCUCUUUGUUAACUGGCUACUGUGAUCCACCAGCUGGUGUAAAAAUUUCAGAAGGUCAGUAUUUCAAUCCAUACUUCCCAGGAGGAGCUCUUGGUAUGGCACAGGUGAUCUUCGAUGAAGUCUUAGAAUUUAGUGAUGGUACACCAGCAACUGCUUCGCAAGUAGCAAAGGAUAUAACCACAUUCCUUAUGUGGACAUCAAACCCUGAGUACGAUGACAGAAAGAGAAUAUUUAUUAAGGGAUUUACUAUAUUACUGGCGCUAACGGCAUUAACAUACUGCAUGAAAAGACACAAGUGGACAACAGUAAAGAGUACCAAACUACUUUUCUCUCCUAAAACGAGGAAGCAAUAAAUACAGUCUGAAUAUAAAUAACUUCAGAGAUUAGAUCAAAGAAAACAAUUCGACGGUGUUAGCAUGCUAUAAUGGAAUGUAGUUUUAUAACUUAUUUGAAAGUUGCGGCAUCAUUGAAAACAUAAUCGCACGCAAACUGACAUACGUACACGUAAUCGUCAGUCGACAGUCAAUCAACUUACUAACUUACUCAUUGUACAUAUAACUACAAUCUAUGAUACCAUCGUCUGGUUUAAAUAAAUUG
Dufourea novaeangliae is the source of this 1292-nucleotide messenger RNA. It is a transcript of the gene Cyt-c1, whose product is annotated as cytochrome c1, heme protein, mitochondrial. The record is from RefSeq and is a predicted model, not a curated record. The transcript is spliced from 9 exons. Gene Ontology annotation, biological process: mitochondrial electron transport, ubiquinol to cytochrome c. Lineage: Eukaryota; Metazoa; Arthropoda; Insecta; Hymenoptera; Halictidae. Gene Ontology annotation, molecular function: electron transfer activity; heme binding. Bases 119 to 1048 code for a protein of 309 amino acids.